This is a messenger RNA of Eruca vesicaria subsp. sativa (arugula), 659 nucleotides long. NCBI's taxonomy places the organism in Eukaryota, Viridiplantae, Streptophyta, Magnoliopsida, Brassicales, Brassicaceae. The record is from the annotation of a GenBank genome assembly.
CAGAGCGUCAAGAACAAAUCGCCGGUUUCAUAGACCUCCUCCGCGACUCGGUGUAUCAAACCCUAAACCCGAAUACCCAAAUGCUCAAAUCGACCGCUCAUAUCCCAAUUUCUCUCUAAAAGCCAAAGACGCUAGUUUUGGCAAUGGCACCAUCACGCAACGUCAUUGUAGCAACGGGUCUGGUUAUUUUCGCAUCUGCAGGCUUAGCUUUCCCCUUUUACAUGGCAUCGUCAAAGAAACCAGUGAUUGAUCCAACAAAACCGCUACCUCCUCAGGCAACUUUUAGAGGACCAUACAUCAACACCGGUUCUCGCGAUGUUGGACCUGACCAUCGAACUUACCCAAAGAAAUGAUCCCCCAUCGAGUCAAGUCACACAAGAACUCUAAACAGGAGUUUUCAAUUUGAGAUAUAUCUAUCUAUAUAUCCCUAAAGAAAAAUUGUCAUCUUGGAAUCUCUUUAGUAGUUUUUGUGAUUCAAUCCAUCUAAGUCGUUAUCUUUCAUGUAACGAUAUGUACAAGACCCUCCCAUAUAACACCACCAGUCCAACGUAACCAUCGAAUUCGUUUUUAUUCCCUACCUUGUGAACUUGAUUUUAUUAGAUUGUCACACGAAUGUUAUCACAAGCUUUGUAAUACCAAUAGCACAAGCAAUAUUCCAA